This is a messenger RNA of Penicillium longicatenatum, 918 nucleotides long. RefSeq names its product NmrA/HSCARG family protein. The record is from RefSeq and is a predicted model, not a curated record. NCBI's taxonomy places the organism in Eukaryota, Fungi, Ascomycota, Eurotiomycetes, Eurotiales, Aspergillaceae. Bases 1 to 918 code for a protein of 305 amino acids. The transcript has a single exon.
AUGCCUUCACAGUCCGUUUUCGUCUGCGGUGCGACCGGUACUCAAGGUGGCGCCUUAACAAACCAACUCCUGGGCAAAGACAUUAGCAUCAACGCUAUUACUCGAAACAUCAACUCCACCGAAGCUCAACGCCUGGUCUCCCUUGGCGUAUCCCUGACUGAGGGCGAUUUCGACGACGAAGAAUGCCUCAAAAAAGCCAUGGCCGACUGUACCAGUCUCUUUCUCAAUCUGCGACUCGACUUGACCCAGCCUACCGCCGAGCUUGACCAAGCUCGAAAGAUUAUCUCGGUCGCUAAAAAGGCCGGCAUCAAACACGUCAUCUACACCAGUGCCUUGGCAACCAACAGCCCCGAACGACUACCCCACUGGACUCCAUCCGGCAUUAUAGGCAUGCUUCUCCUCGGGAAACAAGCCAUCGAGAACGAAGUGAAAGCCGCCGGAUUCGAAACGUGGACCAUUUUACGUCCCGGGAAUUUCAUGUCCAACUUCUUAGACCCACUGGUUCGAAUGUACCAGGGCCUUGUCGAAACAGGCAAAUUUACGACUGCCUUUCUCCCGGACACUAUCAUCCCGAUGUCCGACCCUAACGACAUUGGCAAGUUUGCCGCUGCUGCCAUUCUUGAGCCAGCCAAGUUCAAUCAUCAGGAGAUCGAGACCGUAUCCCAGAUGAUGACUGCCAAGGAGAUUGUGAAGGAUCUAUCUGCAGCCACUGGGAAGGAUAUCCGAGCGGUGUUCUUGUCAGAGGAGGAAAUCACCGACCAACUUCCAAAGAACCCGAUUCUUGGUCCACAAAAGGUGAUGCGAGAUCUUUCAAUGUUUGUGGAAAUGAAGAACGUACAGAAAUGGGGGAUUGAGCUGGGAACCUUUGCUGGAUUUUUGGAGCGAGAGAAGGAACGGGUGGACAGGACAUACCUGUAA